Molecule: messenger RNA, 2648 nt
Organism: Esox lucius (northern pike)
Lineage: Eukaryota; Metazoa; Chordata; Actinopteri; Esociformes; Esocidae
Gene: cxxc5a
Product: CXXC finger protein 5a
Exons: 3
Coding region: 669-1526 (285 amino acids)
Cellular component (GO): nucleus
Molecular function (GO): zinc ion binding; methyl-CpG binding
Source: RefSeq, a predicted model, not a curated record
UAGACAUGUAAAGCUGUUAUUACAAAUAUAUUGUUCAUCACACGAGCCUUAGCUAUAAAAAGUCCAGGACCUUAAAGCGCUGUAGAAGUUAAAUGCGAGGUUACAUAUAUAUAGAGUACAAGGUUUUGGGCGAUAUAUUAUUUUUGUUUUACGCUGCCGAAAGUCCAGUUCGGUUUUUCCGCGAAGCUCAAAAAAUCUAUGAAAUGUGUUUGCAUGUUCUUCUCCGCGAGCGGGGAUGUAGAGGUGGGAUUGCGAGAAUCGAAAGGUUGGAGAGCCCACACGCUCAGCUUCCGAGAAAGUACGUUUUAUUUCCCUCUUGUUCUAUGCAGGCGAGGACUAUAUUAAUUCAGUUGGUUUAGUGUGAGGUUUUUCUCCUUUCUUUUUUUACAUCAAUCUCUACGGUAGGCUUGGAGACGGACCGCUUGGACAGUGGGAGCCCUCCCCUCCUUUCGGAUCUGCUUUGGUAGUUUGUAGGUUGGCAGGAUGUGGAUGAAGGCUGAGGUUUAGAGCGAGCGACAGGGCUCUAGGGCCUGCCUGCGGUUGGCUGGACGACUCGUCCUCCGUGGGGAGGCGCCGCCCCACCCGGGCUCAGAGCAGACUGCGAGCACCUCUCGGCUCCCCCCCCCUCCCGCCCCCGACCCCCAGCCCGGGACCUCACCUACCGGACCAUGUCUAGCGGACGGUCGGAGGGAAGCCGAGAGCGGAUAGCCGAGGCGCCAGAGCGGAACAGCUGCAGGGAGGACGUCCCCGUCGUGGAGCGCAGGAACCGCAGUGGCAUCAUCAGCGAGCCCCUGAGCAAGAGCCUUAAGAGGUCCCGUACCCUCUCCCAGUACACGGCCGCCUGCCCCCCCGCCGGCGCCAAUGGACACACGCACCACGGAAGUGGCGAGGCUAAGAGCCACACGGCCAAGCCCCCGCCGCCCCCUCAGCCCCAGCCCACAGUCUCGGCGCUGGCGGCGGCAAAGCUGGAUCGGACCCUGGAGCAGGUCCUGGAGGGACAGAACGGCCUGCUGCACUUCGCCCAGGCGGCGGCACUUUUAAAACGGGCCGGGAUGGAACACAUGCUGUUGCCCGCGGGCAUGGGAAUGGGGAUGGGGGGUAGCGAUUCGGGCUCGGGCGCCAGCGACCUGGAGGGGGCGUCCGCCGUGGACUCCAUCGGCGGCGUUGCCGACUUCCCGUACGGUGUUGGCGGCGGCUUCCCGUUCAACCCGGGACUGUUCAUCAUGACGCCGGCCGGUGUGUUCCUAGCGGACAGCGCGCUGCACAUGGCUGGCCUGGCCGAGUACCCGGUGCAGAGCGAGCUGGCCUCCGCCAUCAACUCCGGCAAAAAGAAGCGUAAACGUUGCGGCAUGUGUCCGCCCUGCCGCCGGCGGAUUAACUGCGAGACGUGCAGCAGCUGCCGGAAUCGCAAAACGGGCCACCAGAUCUGCAAGUUCCGCAAAUGCGAGGAGCUGAAAAAGAAGCCGUCUGCCGCCCUGGAGAAGGUGAUGCUUCCUACAGGAGCGGCUUUCCGAUGGUUCCAGUAGGACUGUGACCCUCCUCCAACCCUAACCCCAUCCCACCCAAACCCAAAGCUCUGCGAUCAAGUGCAAUGCCAACUCUCGCUUGGAUUGUCUCGGGCACGGACACUGGCUGACAAGCAAACAAACAAACAGACAGCAAAAGAAAAAAAAUGAAAAAUUAAGCAAAAAUAAUCAAUCGAUUAAUGGAUGCACCUACUUAUUCCUUGAACCAAAAAUUAAACAUAAAGAAAAAAAUCUAUGGCAACUUUCAUUCCCUUUUCUAUGUUUCCAUUUUGGUACCUUUUGUCCUUUUUCCAGCAGGUUUUUUCUGUCGCUUCGACAUGGAACUGUUCAUUGCCAAACAGAAAUGACGGACUGAGUGUGGACAAUCAACUAAUUUCUGUGUUUGGUGUUAAUGUUGUUCACGUGUGGAAAGAUACAGUACUUGUGUAGAGAAUGUAAAUUUACGGCUAUAUUUUAAAACUAGUGGCUAAUGGCAAGCACUAUUGUAAUUUAGCACCAUUGUUCUUACUUAAACCCUUGUCUAUUUUAUGAUUUAUAUUGUUUUAAGAAUAUCAUUUUGAAACGGAUCAUUGGUUGUCUUUUAAAAGAAAAUGGAAUUGUUUCAAAAUGUAAAAAAAAUACUGAUUUCUUAUUGAAAUGAAAAAACUACUCUCAUCCCAUUCAGCAGAGGUCCGAGUUACUUUUUUUUUUUGCCCGAUGACGCUAUCUACCAGAGAAUUCACUGGAAUCUCCCCAAUUGCCCGAACCAACCAAUAACCGUGUUUUUCACGCCUGUAUUUUCGAGCAUUUUAUUUUGUGAAACUGACAGCCUUACGUUCCUGUGGCCCAAACAAGUGUGUCAUGAGUGUGACAUCACAGAGGGCAACAACACUAGGAGACAGCACUUGCUCUGAGUCUACCCAUUUGAACCCACUUGCUCUGAGUCUACCCAUUUGAACCCACUUGCUCUGAGUCUACCCAUUUGAACGCACUGAAACAAGAUUUUUUUUAAUGUUUUUUUCCAUCCAUGUUGCUGAUAGUUACAUCUUUUAAAAACAACAGCGAUGUGUUUGUAUUCAUUUAGAAAAAUUGGACUGGUUUUGUGAAUAAAAACGAAUGCAUGUAUUUGUGUCAAAAUUUACA